AUGAGCAACCAACCAUGGCUCGACAGCCUUUCCGACGAUUGGCCGUCAAUGCCAGCGUCGCCUACCAGUCCAACUACCCCAGCUAAAUCGCACUCUCCCAAAGUCAGUCAGCAGGGGACUCCUAGCCGCAUUCCUGUGCCUGCACGGCGUUCCGAACAAUCUCCCGGGGACGACAAGAAGAAGGUUACCCGCCCAUGCCACUUUCAUAGAAAAGCACCUCCGACUCCAAAGACUCCCCGAACACCCAAAACACCCAAACCUCGAUCGCCGGCGCCUGAUAAAUCGAAAUCCAACACUCCCAGGACAAAUCCCAGGACUAAUUCCAAGGUCACCCCGAAGCCAACCCCGGGUCCGGCACGCAAACAUCCUGCAAUGGAUACGCGCUCCCCUCUACGAUCAGUGUCGAACGUUUCCAAGGCCUCAAAUCAAUCGGAAUUCCAGGACACAGUUCAAAUAAAAACAAAGAAGGGGAAAAACACGAAAGAGGGCACACCAGAAUGGCGGCGUCGACUAAUGCGCGGGGAGAUCGCCGCUGGCGAGCAGCGGGAUUUGUUCGCACCCAUGGGACUAGAAAGCGUGUUUAAGCCUCCUACGCCGGGCUCUGGCGCGCAAGAAGAGUCCACUCCAUUCACGAAGCAAGACGAUCAAUUAUGGGAUUUCACCGAAACGCCUUCGCGACAAGACAGACUCGACCACAACAAUGGCGGCAGUGACACUGAACGCGUCGAUGCUGAUGGGGAAGGGGAUACAGAUGGCGCAUUACCACAAGGAACGAUAAACCGCGCGCCGUGGGAGGGCAAUGAAACUCAGAACGGAGAUUGGGACCCCGAAGGAUUCUCGCAACCAGGGAAUGCCCAACAACGGACUGCUAGUGGACUGGAGGACUUGCGCAAUGAAGGGAUCACGCCCAUUACCUUCUCCCGGAACAACACCGUUGAUGGGAAUGGAACUUCAGAAGUCAUUAAGUCGGCACUGAAGCAAGUCACCAACAAGUUGGAAAGCCUGUCAAUCGGAAAUGACAGUCGUCCUGGUUCUCCAGCAAGCGACAGUUUCGCUUUCUACAACCUCAGUGAACCUCAUCCCAAUGAAUCUCCCCGAGAUGACAGUCUGCUGGACGUUACUAGUCACUCGUUACCCCAGGAUCUGUCCAUGGGGACGGUGGACUUCCACAGCCGCCGAGGGAACCGUUCCUUCCCUCGCCGAUUCUCCCCUUCGCCCUUUCCCUCGCACCGCCUGUCUCCCACUACUCUCGCGAAUUCAAAAAUCCGGAGCUCCCCCUUGUUCAAUCCCCCUCACAAAUCUGGCUCGCCUGGCCUGCCACGUCCCUCUUCGUCUCACGUUCGGCCAUCAACGGCCGGGGCAGAAGGAAAUGAGUCAAACAUGCCAUCAUCUGGAAGCCCCUUGAAGCUGUUUGGCCAUCAUGACACAUUCACCAAUAACAGGCUUCUUCGCCGUAUGAGUCAAUUUGAAGAUCACUACAGUGAUGGCUCUGAAGGGGAGGAGCCCCCUUCACCGUCGGAAGAAGCGCGGAGGAAGGGCGAAAAUCGCACCUUUUUGAAUGCGAGACACGAGCCAUUGAGUGAAAUCACGCCCAGGCGAAAUGAACGGGUUGGAUCUCGGGAUAAUGGUCAUCGAAUAAGCCAAUUUGGUGGCGGUGAAUUGGAUAAGUUUGAUUUCUCGGACAACAGCCCUUACGAGCACAAGCUGGUGUACGAUGAGGGUGCAGGCUUCGGGUCGCGCCCAACUUCACGCAAACGAUCAUCAAUGCGACAGCAGUAUCUUCGAGGUCCUUCUCAACAAGGAUUAUACCAUUACAGCAGAUCGGCAAGCUCGGGAUUCACUCGGAAGCCAUCUGCUUGGAUGCGCCAGGACUUCUUUGAUGAUGUCCGGUCUGGUUCUCGCCCGAACAACAAGGAAAACAUGGCUCCUGACGUGAAGCGAGUGCCCCGGGCCCCGGGCAUGGACCCCACGCCCAAACGGCGCCGCACGAUUAUGAGAAACAAUAGCACUGACCUUGCUCACAAUACUAACGGCAAUUCGCCUCCAAAAUAUGGCGAUAGCAUGUCACUUUUACAAAGGAGCCUCAUGCAACAUGGCGUCCAACUCGACAACACUGACUAUCUUGCCCCGCCUCGUCUCUCCCAAUCUAUGCAGCGACCCCGGACACCAACGCCGAGUCAAAUCCGAGUUGCCGGGGAACACACUGCACCACACAGAGAUUUCUCGGAGCCAGAUUUCCACGAUAACGACUAUUCUGAUUCAUUCACCUUCGAUAACGAUGUUCCCCUCGUGAAGAUCACUGGCACUAGUGAUACAUCUCGAAAAGGAUCCAUUACGACCCAGGAUUACCUGAACGAGGCCACCAAAAUUAUGGAUCUAAUUAGAUCAAAAGGACGAGGUGCAACGGGAUUACCCAGUCUGCAUGAGUCUGAUGUGGAAAGCGAAGGCGAUGAUCUUAGUUAUGAUGACGAAUCUACUCGGGAAGCCUUUUCUCGGCCCCCGAGUCGAGAUGGCACAGAUCUGCGCAAGUUGAGAGAAGUGAAAGAGCUGAACCCACUCAUUCUGAACCACCUCAAAAAGUACCAGGAGCAAGAUGAUCCCGAUGACCGAGAGAUGUCUCUACAAGCCCGUCAUGGCCAGAGUCCCACCGACCCAUCUGAGCUUGAUGAAUAUAACUCACAAAAUAUCCGGAUUCUUGGACCAAGAAAACGCAAGACAAGUGGCAUGGCUGACGAUACGGCGGAAAAUAUCGCCCAAGAUCUGAUGACUAUCAACACCCAAAUGUCUGGCUUCAGCGUUACCUCUGUCCCAACAGGCUCUUCACAAGGCUCUCAAGUGAAAGGAAUGCUAGCCUCUGAUCUUGUGUCACACCUCAUACCGAAUGAGGUCAAUGGCUUCAAGUAUGAUCGUGCAAAGAACCAGUGGGUGAAGGAUGAGAUGGAAGAACCAGAAGCCCCAAUCUCGGAACCCUCCGAGGAGAAUGAAGACCCCUUCAGAGAUAUUCCGGAUCUAAGCGUGGAUGAGCUACAGGAGAUGAUGAGAGUCCAUGGUCUGAGCUCUCCCUCCAAGGGUGAUGCCUCAAUUGAUCUGGAGGGCAAGACGCGCGUUCCUCCUGCCACAAACACAUCCCCAAGGAAGUCAGAUAUUCGACCGCACACGAGAGAUGGUAUCCCUUCCCUCAAUGCUAGCUCAGUCCAAUCGCGACUUACUCGGUUUACUUCAAGCGUUCCAAACACUGGAACAAGAACCACUUCAUGGGCCACAGCGGGGACAGAGAACUCUGGACAAGAGAAUCCUCCAGUCCAGAGUAAAGAGCUGCCGGCUUCCAAAUACCCUCGCUCUCAGCGCAAGCAAGCACGGGUCUCGACCGUCAACUUGUCGCCACCUGAUGUCUCACCAGCUGAACUUAAUGGUCUGCAGUCUGAUUCGAACGUUGAUCACGUCUAUCAUGGAAUUCCGCCAAGUGAAGAAGGACUUCAACCAGACCACGAGAACGGCACAGUACGACCUUCUAUUCCUCCUAGUGGACGUCAAAGUUCGGUUGCUGGUCAACCAUUCAUUAGACGGCCCAUCUCGAGGAUAGAAGAAAGGAACGAGGAGACCAUCGAUGAGCAAAGUAUCGUGCGCAGGAAUGACUCACUGCAUGUCCAUGAAACACCCGCCAGAAAUGGAGCGGAGAAUCAUCUGAUGCCCCCGAACAGCGCCGGGCCCGACACCAGCUACAGCUUCCACCUCAGCCCACUUGCAGACUUUACCGUCAACCAAGGAGAUCAACCCCUGAACCUCGAAAUGAGCUACAUCGCUCAACGCACCAAUUCAUCUUCACUGCGCCAAGUGCAUGGGACUUUUGCCCUGGCGACUGAAGAUUUAAUCAAGCAUAUCACAGACGUCGAAGCCUAUGAACCUUACUGGGAACAUAUUCGUCGCCUCGUGUUGCGCGAGAAGGGUUUAAUCACGUUGCAUAAGCUCAAUGAGUUUUGUCCCCGCUUGGAAGAAUUGGAUGUCUCCGAUAACGACAUCGGUCAACUGAGUGGUAUUCCUGAUACCCUAAGAACCCUCAAGAUCCCCAGAAAUUGCCUCUCCAAUCUGACACCCUGGGGUCAUUUGGUGAAUCUCCAAUAUUUGGAUGUCUCCGGAAACGACAUCGAGACCUUGGAUGGCUUUUCAAGCCUCAUCCAUCUCAGAGAGCUGAAAGCGAAUGACAACCAAAUUCGGAACAUUGAUGGAAUUCUUGAUUUGAAUGGCCUGCUGAGUUUGAAACUAAGCAACAACUCCGUGACAACAGUGGACUUCGAAGGGUGUGAGCUGACACGACUUCGUGACCUUGACUUGAGUCACAAUUGUCUGACAUCUGUCCACAAUGUGGAAUGGCUUCCUUCACUCGCCACCCUUGAUCUAAGUGCCAACCAAAUCAGCCGCUUUGAUUCGCCUGCCUCCUUGAUCAGCCUACGAGCCCUGAAGCUCUCCGAAAAUCGUCUAGAUGCUUUUGAUGCACAGGCUUUCCGUUCUGUCAGCCUUUUAUACCUCGAUCAAAACCAUAUUUCCACCGUCACCGGCCUGGAGCAUUGCCACAACCUCGAAGUCCUUUCCCUUCGAGAGCAGACAUCACCAAACGAAAACGAUCCUGAUUUCGGCCUGGAGCUUGAUUUAGGACUGGUGAAAGACGUCCGCAAAGUGUUCUUGUCCUCAAACCGACUUUCUUCUCAGAGCAUCUGUCCUUCUGUCCCGCUUCUUCGACUCCAGCUUCUCGACAUUGCUGCAUGCACGUUGAAGAAACUUCCCAGUGACUUCGCCUUAAGCUUCCCCAACCUCAAAGUUUUGAAUUUGAAUUUUAACUCAAUUGAAGAUGUUGAGCCCCUGGUUGGAAUGAACUGUCUCGCCAGAUUGAUGAUAGUCGGCAACCGUCUCUCCCGAAUGAGAAGGAUAUGUCAAGUUCUCAGUCGACUUGGUCGCACUGGAAAAGGAACCGCAUGCUCCUUACGGAAACUUGAUGUUCGCGGCAAUCCCCUGACCAUUGGCUUCUAUCCUCCAGCAAUGACUGGCAGUGGCAAUGCGGACCGCAAAAGACCCAAGCCUCAAGAACAAGCAGUUGUUCGCCUUCGAGAAACCCAUCGAGACCUCUCCGAUGCCCUGGCCGAGCUUGGGAACGAUGAUCAGAUUUCUCAUCGCGCCACUAUGGGCGAUGAGGCCCAGCCCGACAGAGACGUUGAAAUCAACGACCCAUUCACAGUCCCGCUCGCCGACUCUCAAGCGGACUUCAAAUACCUGAGACAUCUCGACCAAGCCACACGACUACGUCGAAGAGUUCUGGAGCUUCUGCUCUACGCCGGAACAAGCGGCUCCCUCCAUACUCUUGAUGGAUUGGACCUCCAGCCGUCAUUGGGCGACGAGAGCUCUGAUAUGAACAAAGCAUGGGAUAGACUGGAGCAAUUGGGGGUACUCCGCAGGAAAGCGAUUAAAAAUUAA
Messenger RNA from Penicillium soppii, 5466 nucleotides. RefSeq lists its product as uncharacterized. The coding region runs from base 1 to 5466 and encodes 1821 amino acids. Lineage: Eukaryota; Fungi; Ascomycota; Eurotiomycetes; Eurotiales; Aspergillaceae. The record is from RefSeq and is a predicted model, not a curated record. Gene Ontology annotation, molecular function: protein binding. The transcript has a single exon.